AACUGCCUGCUCCAGGGGUCUCAUGUACAAGGACUUGCGGUAAUUUCACUGUUAAUACAUCCGACAGUGAGCGUGAAAGCUGCCGUACGCAACGUUUUUCUGCGUACGCAGCGUUGACACAUGAGGCCCCAGGUCUGCAAACUGCCCCUUCUAAGAAAGAUCCCUAACGGGCUAUAUAAAAACGAAGAAAACGUGUACUUUCAGCACGAUCCCUUACUUACAGCUCCGCCAAUAGCGAACACUCGGCUCAUUGUGACGUCUUUUGCGGGGCGGUGCUUAACAUAUAGAGCCGCUUUGCCCUUAUAGCGGUAAUAUUGAUAAAAUGUUUGAAGGGAAUUACGUUUUGGAUUUAUAUGCGUUUAAUCGCUGAAUGUGUCGGGUUAGUUAAACAGUACCGGAAGAAGAAAGAAGGAAGAGGCGAAGAGAACGUCAAGAUCUUUAAACACAAAGGUUUAACAGACACCAGCACAAUGAAAAAUAAAGAUGCUGCGGAACAAAGAGACCUAAUGGAACCGAAAGAAACAACGGUGUCAGUAUGUCCUCAUUGUGGAAAGAGAUUAAGAAGUGAAGAGCAGCUUGUGAAGCACAUAAGAAUCCACACUGAAGAAAAGUCCUUCACCUGCCCUCAGUGUGAAAAGAGUUUCACAGGAAAAGGUCAUCUAGAGGAACACAUGAGAAUUCACACUGGAGAAAAGCCAUUCACCUGCCCUCAGUGUGGAAAGAGUUUCUCUAGAAAAAGUCAUCUAGAGGUCCACAUCAGAAUUCACACAGGAGAGCGUCCAUAUGCAUGUGUUCAGUGUGGAAAGUGUUUCACACAAACAAAUUGUCUUAAGGUCCACAUGAGAAUUCACACUGGAGAAAAGCCAUUCACAUGUGUUCAGUGUGGAAAUAGUUUCAGACAAAAAAUAACUCUAGAGGAACACAUGAGAACUCACACGGGAGAAAAGCUGUAUGCAUGUGUUCAGUGUGGAAAGAGUUUCUCAAAAAAAGGUUAUCUAGAUGGCCACAUGAGAAUUCACAAUGGAGAGCCUCCAUACACAUGUGUUCAGUGUGGAAAGAGUUUCACAUACAAACCUCGCCUAGAGGAGCACAUGAGAAUUCACACUGGAGAGCGUCCAUACACAUGUGUUCAGUGUGGAAAGAGUUUCACAUACAAACCUCGCCUAGAGGAGCACAUGAGAAUUCACACUGGAGAGCGUCCAUACACAUGUGUUCAGUGUGGAAAGAGCUUCACAAGAAAAAGCAGUCUUGAGGAACAUGUACGCAUUCACACUAGAGGACGGCCAUACGCAUGUGUUGAAUGUGAAUUGAGUUUCUCACAAAAAAAUAGUCUUAAGGUCCACAUGAGAAUUCACACUGGACAGCGGGCAUACACAUGUCUUCAGUGUGGAAAGAGUUUCACAAGAAAAAGUAUUCUAGAGCAACACAUGAGAACUCACACUGGAGAAAAGCCAUUCACAUGUGUCCAGUGUGGAAGGAGUUUCAAACGAAAAGCUACUCUUACGAACCACAUGAGAAUUCAUACUGGAUAAAAGAACACAUGAGUCAGACCCUUUCUUCUGUGUUUACACUUUGCAAAUCAUUUGCUUUUAAUGUAAAUAUUCUAGAAACAUUAUUCACUAAUUUCACCUAACUGAAAAUAAACCUGUUGUUUUGCAUUGCACUGUUGAAUUUUUUUAAGAUGCAAUGGUGUUUCAUGCAUUCUGACUUAUUUACAAUGUUAAACAUACAGAAUUCUCAUGCUUAACAUGGUCAACUAGUCAAAAAACAAGUUGCAUGUA
Molecule: messenger RNA, 1781 nt
Organism: Triplophysa dalaica
Lineage: Eukaryota; Metazoa; Chordata; Actinopteri; Cypriniformes; Nemacheilidae
Product: gastrula zinc finger protein XlCGF8.2DB-like
Exons: 4
Coding region: 354-1532 (392 amino acids)
Biological process (GO): regulation of transcription by RNA polymerase II
Cellular component (GO): PcG protein complex; transcription regulator complex
Molecular function (GO): RNA polymerase II cis-regulatory region sequence-specific DNA binding; DNA-binding transcription factor activity, RNA polymerase II-specific
Source: RefSeq, a predicted model, not a curated record